UGUAACUCGUAAUCUACACAGAGAAAGAAAAAAAAUGGGGGCUCUAGAUCAUCUCUCUAACAUGUUCGAUUGCUCAGGCGGAAGUCAUCAUAACCACAAAAAUCGCAAACAAUUACAGACAGUCGAGAUUAAAGUAAAGAUUGACUGCGAAGGAUGUGAAAGGAAGGUGCGUAGGUCUGUUGAAGGAAUGAAGGGUGUAACAUCAAUAAACAUCGAACCAAAACAACAUAAGCUCACAGUCACAGGUUAUGUUGAGCCACACAAGGUUGUGGCCCGUGUGGCUCAUCGAACUGGUAAAAAGGUCGAGUUGUGGCCCUACGUGCCAUACGAUGUGGUGGCCCACCCUUAUGCUCAGGGUGUGUAUGACAAGAAGGCACCGGCUGGGUACGUGCGGUAUGAUCAAGACCCGGGGAGCCGCCAUUUGGAACGGGCGAGUUCGACUGAGGUUCGGUACACUACGGCUUUUAGUGAUGAAACACGGGUGCAUGUGCCAUCAUGUGAUGCGGUAAUAUAUACAUCUGUUUGGAUUAAGUGCUUUAUGUAUUAA
Lactuca virosa is the source of this 547-nucleotide messenger RNA. The record is from the annotation of a GenBank genome assembly. NCBI's taxonomy places the organism in Eukaryota, Viridiplantae, Streptophyta, Magnoliopsida, Asterales, Asteraceae.